CUUUACCAAUUCUAUCCCCUAAAAAGAAGAUGCCGAUAAAAGACAAACGAUUCGUGUUCACGGGUGAACUAUCGAAGGACAGGGAAUAUUUCACCAAUUUGGUGCUGAUGUCAGGCGGUAAGGUAACGCACCAGGUGAGCGGACUGACGAAUUAUUUGGUCGUAGGGGAAGACGGAGGAAAGGUUAAAAUGAGAAAGGCGGAAGAGAUCGGGUGUAAGAUUAUUGGGGAGAACGAAUUUAUGAGGAUGGUGAAUGACGAGGGGGAUUUAACGGAUAAGGAGAAGGGAAUGGGGAGUGUUGCUGAGAGAGGUGAUGUGGCGGGUAGGAAGAAGGGAAUGGGGAGUGGUGCAGUAGGUAAGAAUUUAAGGAGUAAAACCAAAAAUACGAACGAUAUAGAACGGACUGAGGAUCGAAUCGGUAAGAAGGGAGAAAAAAUGAACGUGAAAAAUAAAUUGGCAAGAACAGGCGAACUGCCCACUAAGAAUGAUGAGAGAACACAAGGCGUGAAAACUCCUUCUCUUGCUGAUGGCAAGCCACAUUACGGUAUGUUGUGGACCGUUAAAUACGAACCGCGCAUUUUGGAUGAAGUAUUGGGCAAUAAAACAGCGAAGGACCAUGUUUUGAAUUUCCUUGAGCACUACAGGAAAGGUAAGGCAUUGCUAAUAUCAGGUCCUCCUGGUGUAGGGAAAUCGCUGAGUGUCAAACUGGCAUGUAAGAGCACAAACUACGAGAUGACAGAGUUUAACGCAAGCGAUGUGCGCAACAAGAGCAGUUUGACCGAACGUGUCAGGCAGUUCGUGAACUGUGGGUGCAUAUCGGGUAGGCGUAGAGUGUUGGUGAUGGACGAGUGCGAUGGUAUGACGGGUGAUAGAGGCGGUAUAGCCGAGCUGGUGCAAAUAAUUAGGGAUGCUCGGAUGCCCGUGAUAUGCAUAUGCAACGAUAAAUACGCUGUGCGGCCGCUUGUGAAUGUGUGCGAGGAGGUGACGUUCAGGAAAUUGGAGACGAGGCAAAUUCUUGGACGGGUGAGAGACAUCGUGAGAGAAGAGGGCAAAGACGUAAAGGACAAGGAGAUUGUGGAGGUGUGUGGUAUGGCGAACAAUGACAUGCGGUACAUUCUUAAUUGCUUGCAAGGCAGCGUGAUGUACAAGAAAGUGGUGAGCAGGAAUUUGUUUGACGAGGUACUGGCGUUGUUUGGAAGGGGCAGAGUGGGCGAAAAAAUGGAAACGUUUUUUUCGGACUAUGAGAUGAUGCCUUUGAUGGUGUACGAGAAUUAUUUGCGCUCAGAUAUGCGAGACAGAGAACCUGGAAAUAAAGCGGGUAAGGCAGAACUGGAGAAUGCUCCUGACAAUGGAUUAGAGGAUAACGAAUGUAAUAAUGCGCAUAAACACAAUAAAAGGCCGAAAAAUCAUCGCAUAAAUGUGUAUGAGCUUGAUGAUAACGUGAUACGUACCAAGAUGUGCACGUAUGCACAUGCAUCAGAUAGCAUAAGCCUAGCCGAUACGUACUUAAGGAAGAUGGGCAGCAACGAUUGGUCCCUGCUCAAUCACUACGCGUUGUUCGGUGCUUUAAUCCCCGCACAGAACCUAAAAAUAAACAAGCGGAUAGAAUUCCCAAAGGUACUCGGUAAUACAAGCAAAAGCAACAAACACCAUAGGGUAAUACAAACCUUUCACUUUCACAUUCUUAGCAAAUGCGAUCCUACGGAGUUCUACUUCUAUGACAUGCCGUUGCUGAUCAAAGCGUAUAUUGCCAAUUUGAAUGAGGGACGGAUCGAGGAGAGCGUGCAGUUCCUAGUCGAUAACAAGUUGUUGAAGAGCGACUGCGAUGAUGGAAUGGGCGUGUAUGGAUGGGAGAAGAGCGUGAGCACGAAAGGGAAAAGCGCAAUAACUAGAGCAUACAAAAAGGUAAGGAGAUGCCUGCCUUAUAAUGAUGAAGAGUAGGGAUGAGAACAGAAUGUGGUGGCCGGCCAUGCACCGUAAUUCCUGAUUAUGAAAGCAUUUGUGAGUGUUAGCGUAUCCAAUGUUUGGUCAAUGAUGCGCUGAAAACCAUUGGAUGUACGAUGUGAGUAUUUUUAUUGAGCUAUGGCUUGUUUUGCUAUGACACCGAAGGAUUUUCAUUGAAUUUUGUUUAUUUUUUGUUUAAUUGCGAUAUUUCGCGCUUGACCGUUCUUUUUGUGGCUUAGCAUACAUAGCAGACCUAAAUUAACACCGACUAGUUUUUACAUACCAGAAGACUUGUCAUGAUAUGAAAGGGGAACUACCAGAAGUUUAUCUCUGCGUAACGCGAUGGGUAGGUGCCGAUAAAUCGUGGAGUAAGUAAAUUUAUAUUUAUUUUAUAGUGUGGAGACUUCUCUGCUACAUU
This is a messenger RNA of Vavraia culicis subsp. floridensis, 2361 nucleotides long. RefSeq lists its product as uncharacterized. Gene Ontology annotation, cellular component: nucleus; DNA replication factor C complex. The record is from RefSeq and is a predicted model, not a curated record. The coding region runs from base 30 to 1940 and encodes 636 amino acids. Lineage: Eukaryota; Fungi; Microsporidia; Pleistophoridae. Gene Ontology annotation, biological process: DNA replication. The transcript has a single exon. Gene Ontology annotation, molecular function: ATP binding; ATP hydrolysis activity; DNA binding.